AGCUCUGGGCCCCUUUGCUGAAGUGCUCCUUCUGGGGCUGGGGAAAGGAAGCCUGGGGAAGGGAGCCCUGUGAGCUGUCAGGCUGCAGAAGGACCGAAGCCCUCCUGAUAAGGGAGUUUCUUUAAUUCCUCACAGACUGGGCAGGCAAAUCCCAGAUUAACCUGGCAGGGUGGGAAGAGGAUUAGAAAGGCAGUUCCAGAAUGCAACAGAAGGCACCGAAGGUGUGCCACGGUAGGACACCCCUCUGUCAACCCAAAGCGCAAGGGAAGGGGAGAAGGUUUGCAAGCUCUGCCCCAGCACAGAGGUGGGAAGGCCAGCAGCAGCCCUGGGAGAUGACAUGUGUGUGCACAUAGUCAGGAAAGGGAGAGAGCCUGAGGCAGCCGUGGAGCUCAGGAAGGGCCUGAGCGUGGCCGUGUGCCUGUGACCUGCUCCUGCAGCCAUGGAGGAAACCUACCUGCUGAAUGUGGAAGGGGUCAGGAAGAAGAUUCUGCAUGGAGGCCAAGGGGAGCUGCCCAAGCUGCAGGAUGGGAGCAAGAUCACCUUCCACUUCCAGACACUGAAGGAUGACUUUGAGCGGACAGUCAUCGAUGACAGCCGGGAAGCUGGCAUCCCCAUGGAGAUCAUCGUGGGCAAGAUGUUCAAGCUGGAGAUCUGGGAGACGCUGCUCAGCUCCAUGAGAACUGGGGAAGUGGCUGAGUUCUGGUGCGAUGCCAUUCACACAGGCAUGUAUGCCCUGGUCUCCAGGGGCAUGCGGAGGAUCGCAGAGGGCCGGGACCCCCUGGAAGGGCAGAAGCACCGCUGUGGCAUGGGCAACAUGUUUGACUACCAUAGCACGGGCUACGAUGACCUGGAUGAACUGCAGCGGACGCCGCAGCCCCUCAUCUUCAUCAUGGAGCUGUUCCGGGUAGAGGAGCCCUCGGCGUACAAACGUGACACGUGGGCCAUGAGCAAGGAGGAGAAGCUGGCGGCGGUGCCCGUGCUGCACAGCGAGGGCAACCGCCUCGUGCUCCGCAAGGAGUUCGCGCAGGCAGCAGCCAAGUACCAGGAGGCUGUCAUCUGCCUGAGGAACCUGCAGGCCAAGGAGAAGCCAUGGGAGGAAGGCUGGCUGAAGCUGGAGAGGCUGGUCACACCGCUGGUGCUCAACUACUGCCAGUGCCAGCUGGAGCUGGGCGAGUACUACGAGGUGCUGGAGCACACAACAGAGCUCCUCCAGAAACACAAAGACAACGCCAAGGCCUAUUUCAAGCGGGCGAAGGCUCACGCUGCAGUGUGGAAUGAGCGGGAGGCGCGGGAGGACUUCCUGCGGGUGGCUCACCUCGACCCCUCCAUGGCCGCUGCUGUGAAGAAGGAGCUGAAGCAGCUCGGGGAGAGGAUGAGGAAGAAGCACGUGGAGGAUCGGAAGCGCUACCAAGGGCUCUUCCAGCCACCCCGGGGGCCGCAGGCCGGCGAGGGGCAGGAGAGUGGGGAGGGGGCACCCCAGGGUGAGGUUGGGGUCCCAGAGACCCCUGGGCAGGGGGAGUGGGGCACAGGGAUGGGAGAAGCAGAACAACCAGGGGCUGAGCAAGGGACCCCCAGGGCUGCGGGUGAAGGGGCAGCAGCAGGAGCUGGCACUGCGGGGCAGAGCGAGGGCCAGAGGCAGCAGGGUUCGGGCAGGGGCCGGAGCAGGGAGCUGGCGGGGCAGGGGAUGCUGGCACAGGGGCCAUGGCCAGGGCUGGGCCAGGCAGAGCCCCGGAGCUGGGUGAAGCACUCGGGGAGGUGCCGGCAGAGGGGAGCAGCGGGGAGCAGCCAGCAGGCACUGCCAAGGGGGAAGGUGGCGGCCCCCCGGGGGCAGGGCUCCAGGCUGGGCCCGCAGGGGCAGGGGAUGGGCUGGAUGGAGGCGCAGGGGUACCCCCGUGCCCCACAGCAGCCAGGGAAGGGGGGGAUGCACCCCCAGGGCCCUGCAGCGAGAGCAGAGAGCUCGGGGCCAGCCCGGGGCGAGGGCACAGCACAGGCGGAGGGGCUGCUGUACACUGAGAGGGAAGCCCCAGGGCUGCGGCAGUGA
Molecule: messenger RNA, 2041 nt
Organism: Neopsephotus bourkii (Bourke's parrot)
Lineage: Eukaryota; Metazoa; Chordata; Aves; Psittaciformes; Psittacidae
Product: aryl-hydrocarbon-interacting protein-like 1
Exons: 7
Coding region: 440-2041 (533 amino acids)
Molecular function (GO): peptidyl-prolyl cis-trans isomerase activity; protein binding
Source: RefSeq, a predicted model, not a curated record